ACCCUUUAAAAAAAAGAAAAAAGGGUUCAUUGGUCCGCAAACAGGAAUCUCUCACUAUAAAAAUUCCCAAGCUGCUUUUUUUAUCUUUGCUUCAAGAGAGGGAAAACGCAAAAAUCUUGAGAAUCUAUUUAUAAUCAUACAUUAUACUUAUAUAUAUAGAGAGAAUGAUGAUAUGGAGGAGAAGUUGAAGGGGAGAGGGGGGGAGUGGGGAGAUGGCGAGAGGAGAGUGUUCUUACAAGAGGACAACUUUGGUUGUUUGUUCCGUGAACAUUGUCGUUGCUCUCUAUGUGCUCCACUCUCUCUACGCUUCUGUCUACAACUACUCCUUCACUGAUACUCACACCAUAUUUAAAUACAGUGCAAAUCAGAUUAGCAUAAUGGAAGAGUCGAAUCAAAUACGAAAAGCAGCAGAACCCACAGAACUUAUUCGAUUGGUCUCACAGCUAAAGGAAAGAUUUGUAAGUGAAGAAAGAGUUGAAAGAUUGCCUCAGCAUUUGAAACAAAAGUUGAUAUAUGAGAUCCUAGAUAAGUUCAGAAGCUUAGAUGCUGCUGCCAAUGGUACAGAGCAACGGGAUGCAGUAGAAUCCUGGCGCAAACAAAAAUUAAAAGAAGCUAAAAAACUUAUUCGUGGGAAAAUGUUAAAUACGACAAUUUUACCUGAGGAAGCCGGUGCUGUUUCAAGAGCUUUAGGUUCUGAUUGGUCUGAGAUGUCAAAAGAGAUUGGUCUAUGGAUACCAGUAGAAAUUGUUAACAAGGAACAUGACGACAAACCUGAGAGUGACGAAGAACUCGAUGAAGAAAUCCUACCAGGCAGAAAGCUACCUCCCGAAUGCCAUGCUGAACUUCAUAGUGAUUAUGAUGGUGCUGCUGUCAGAUGGGGCCUUACCCACCAUAAAGACUCUGCAUACGAAUGUUGCAUGUCAUGUUUGGAUCAAGCCAGGCGUGCCAAACCCGGUCAAAAGAAAUGCAAUAUAUGGGUUUAUUGUCCAUCGGAGACGGGAUGCUACUCUCCAGACAUAUAUGAACAUAAACAUGGCGAGUGCUGGCUAAAACAUUCAGAAACACCGAAACUAAACUUUAAAGACAAGUAUCCAGAAUCAUAUCGAGAUGCUCAUGUGAAUGCUCCAGUUGUUGUUCCAUGGGUAUCUGGUGUCAUCACCAUGUGAGUUGUUUUGUUUUGUUUUGCUAGCAUCAAGUAUCUAUAGCUGUGUCAUAUUUUUCUGCAAAGGCAGUGGAAUAUGGUUCAGUUCUCUUCAGUAUUUAGCUUGAUUCUGUUGGGUUUUACCUAACAAUAAUCGACAUAUAAGUAGCUUAAACUAGUAUACAUGUAUAUGAUCACUUCAUUAUAAUGAUACUGUUGAUUUGUUA
Messenger RNA from Salvia miltiorrhiza (redroot sage), 1368 nucleotides. RefSeq lists its product as uncharacterized. Bases 213 to 1166 code for a protein of 317 amino acids. The record is from RefSeq and is a predicted model, not a curated record. Lineage: Eukaryota; Viridiplantae; Streptophyta; Magnoliopsida; Lamiales; Lamiaceae. The transcript is spliced from 7 exons.